Messenger RNA from Phycomyces blakesleeanus NRRL 1555(-), 744 nucleotides. RefSeq lists its product as hypothetical. The coding region runs from base 1 to 744 and encodes 247 amino acids. The transcript is spliced from 2 exons. NCBI's taxonomy places the organism in Eukaryota, Fungi, Mucoromycota, Mucoromycetes, Mucorales, Phycomycetaceae. The record is from RefSeq and is a predicted model, not a curated record.
AUGCACACUCAUGGCUCGGCCUUGUUUGCUUCCCAGCCGCCUUAUCUCAAAGAAGGUGUCUUGAUUCGCAAACAUUUACUAGAGAGUGCAACACACAAGGCCAAGCAUCGUGAGUGGAGAGAGAUCUUUGUGACAAUUGGCCAAGGAGAGAUCAAAAUGUACGCUCUUCAUAACUCUGGAGAAGUUGAAAGACGUCUCACUAUUUUUUUAUUAUUAUUUCAGUCUCAUUCACAGCUAUUGGGUACAAUCCAAUUUUCUCACACACUCUCUAAUGUCUUACCACCUCCUGGAUACAACCGCCAAAGACCUCAUGUUUUUGCUAUUCAGCAGCCUAAUGGAGGAGUGUAUUUGUUUCAAGCUGCCUCACAAGAACAAGUAAAUGAGUGGGUAGCCACAGCCAACUACUGGGCUGCACGCGAGAGUAAAGAGCCUCUUCCUGGUGGUGUAAGCAACAUGGAGUAUGGAUGGAAUUCAUGUCUCAACGACGUCUUUCUGGAUCUCGACACAAUUGAGCGUGUUCCUACCGGAAGUGCUCUGUCUGAUCCUGAUGCUGUGACGAUUUAUGAUUGGAAACCACCUGCUCCACCAAUGGUUGCCAGUCCUCUUAACGAAAAAGAGCAGUACGACUCUCUUCAGAAACAUCUCUCGACACUCAACAGUGAUAUUAAUGAACACCGUGAAUUAAAAAAGAAGAUUCUUAUAAAGGUGAGAAAACAAGCAUACAUAUAUACUUGUUUAAUAUAG